Messenger RNA from Tarenaya hassleriana, 1926 nucleotides. Its product is annotated as FRIGIDA-like protein 1. Bases 36 to 1691 code for a protein of 551 amino acids. The record is from RefSeq and is a predicted model, not a curated record. NCBI's taxonomy places the organism in Eukaryota, Viridiplantae, Streptophyta, Magnoliopsida, Brassicales, Cleomaceae. The transcript is spliced from 3 exons.
CGUAGGGCAUAAUACAUCGACAUCGCCGGCGAAGAAUGGUACGAAACGGAGCUCCAACAAUGGCGACAGUGGAAACAAUCGCCGCCGCGAUAAACCAGAUUGAUUCCAAGAAGGAAAGCUUGAAGAAGGCCUUCGAUGAUCUCCAGGCUUACUCCUCUCUCCUCUCGCCUUCUUUCUCUCUCUCAUGGUCUGAUAUCGACCGCCAUUUUUCCUCCCGCCAGACCUCACUCUCUGACCGUCUUCGUCUCCUCGAAUCGCUCCAGCCACCUCCGGAUCCUACCGAGCGAGUCAAGUCCGCGGCGGAGGGGGAGGCGGAGGGGGAGGCGCAGGGGUCGGUGGCUCGGCCGGAGCUGAGACCGUUAUGCGAUAACAUGGACGGAAAAAGAUUGGUACGGUACGCUAUGGAUCAUCCGGAUGAUCAAGCGGCAAUCAAGCGUGAGUUUUCUUCGGCGAUUCGGUGUGCUAGUGAUCCGGCGGCGAUGGUUCUGGAUACGGUCGAGGGUUUCUUUGCAGAGAGUUCAUGCUCGGACAAAUCCGCCGAUGUAAGAAGGUUUUUGGUUUCGUUGUUGAGUUGUUUGAUGGAAAUCGAUGCGAAUUUGGGUUUUGAUGUGAGGGAUAGAGCUAAGAGGGUGGCUUCUGAUUGGAGAAGAAGGAUUGGUCUCGAUGUUCGCAAGGCUGCGGAAAUGCUAGCGUUUCUGCACUUUGUAGCAGCGUACGAGUUGAGUUCUGAGUUUCAUCCGGACGAGCUUGUUGAUUACUUCUUCCUAAUUUCGAAGUACAAGGAGGCAACUUUCCUGUGUAGGAAGAUUGGCUUAGGCGACAAAGUUGCAGAUAUCAUCAAGGAAAUUCUAGAUAGGGGCAACGUAAUUCAUUCAAUCAAAUUUAUAGUUGAGUUUCACGUGGUCCAAUUCAAUCCAGUCACCAUCUUGAAAUCUUACCUCGAGAAAUCCGGAAAGGCUUCUCAGAAAGUCCUUGAGAAACGACGUAACUCUCUUAAGGCUCAGAUCGAAGCUACUGACAAAGAAAUCGGUGUCUUGAGGGCAGUAAUCAAAGUGAUCAAAGAGCACAAGCUUGAAGCGGAGUUCUCUUUGGAGAACCUCGAGGAACGAGUGAAAGAGCUGGAGAAAGAGAAAGCAUCGAGGAAACGCAAUACAAAUCCCCCAAAGCCUCAGCAGCAACCAAUGCAACAACAGUUUAACCAUAGGCAGCAGCCGCAGCCGCAGAAACCAAUGAAACGACAGUUUAACAAUAUGCAGCAGCAGCAGCAGGGCAAGAGGGGGAAAAAACGUCCUCGAUGCGGACCACCUAACCGCGGUCCACCUAACCGUUACAAUUCAAUGGUCCCACCACAGCCACAGCCACAGCCGCAGCCACAGCUACAGCUGCAGCCGCAGUUCCAUAACCCAGAAGGUGUAUUGCCGGGUCAUCCCGGCUCGUACCAAGUGGACCCUUACAGCGGCUUAGUGAGCUCAAACCACGGGGUCAUCCCCUACGCUGCUGGCUCAUUGCCCGGGGUAUACAGUUCGGUUGCAACAUCGGCAGGUUAUCCUGGCAAUGCAGACCCUGCAAAUCCUCAGCUAUAUCCGACGGAACCGAAUGUGAAUCCGGUUUACUACAGUGAACAAACCGGUUACGGUGGAUACCCUUUGCCAACGCAGCAGUACUACCCGGCUUACUAUCCUCCCCAAUAGCAGUUUCAUGCAGCAACUCAUGAGGUGUGAAUGUGAUGUGAUCUCAUUACUUUGUAAGAUACCACUUCUCUUCAACAUAUAGUCCGUAAACGAAAAAUGGAGUAUGUAAGGAAUGAGAGCGGCGUUAUUGUUCUCUGGCUUGUUAGCAAAUAGGGAAUGCUGCUAUUCCGUCUGUGUUAUGGCUUGUCACCUGCUAAUGUUCACUUUUAAUGCUUCCUUUCUAUUAUGAGUUUGA